Messenger RNA from Plasmodium falciparum 3D7, 2715 nucleotides. It is a transcript of the gene GEXP15, whose product is annotated as protein GEXP15. The record is from RefSeq and is a predicted model, not a curated record. Gene Ontology annotation, cellular component: U5 snRNP. NCBI's taxonomy places the organism in Eukaryota, Apicomplexa, Aconoidasida, Haemosporida, Plasmodiidae.
AUGCUGAAUGAAGAAAAGCUAGGGGAGGAAAAUGACUUGGAUAAAUUCAAUAAUGAUGUUAAUGAAGAUAUUAUAAAAGAUGAUGUUAAUAAAAGUAAGGAAAAGAAAAAAAAAAAAGUUCAAUUUUCUAAUAACAAUGAAACGAUAUAUUAUGAGAAAGAUGAAAGUGAAAAUAGUUAUUUUAAUUUUACUUUAAACAAUUUUAAUUAUUUUGAAUGUUUUUAUAAUGAUAUAUAUGGUGAUCAUUUCAAUGAUCAAAUUAUAAGAAAUAAUCAAUAUAAUGAAAAUAAUGGUGAUGAAGAAGAUGGCGAUGAUGAAGAAGAUGGCGAUGAUGAAGAAGAUGGCGAUGAUGAAGAUGAUGAUGAUGAAGAAGAUGAUGAUGACGAAGAUGGUGAUGACCAGAAUGAUAAGGGUGAAAAUAUCGAAAAUAAUAUUAAUGAUGAAGAUAAUAAAUCAGAAGAAAUAAACCAUAAAAAUAAUAACUGUAAUAAUAAUAAAAAUAAUAAUUGUAGUAAUAAUAAAAAUACCAUAUUGAAUGGAAUUAACAAUAUAAAUAAUAAUGAUAAUAAUAAUAAUACAACUAAUUUAAAAAAGAAAAAGAAGAAGAAGAAAAAAAAAAAUAUAGACCAUUCUAUAUAUAAUAACGAACAAGUUUCAAAAAAUAUGGUAUCAUUAAAAAAAAGUGGUAAUAAUAAGAAUAAUAUUGAUGAUUUAAAAAGUGGGAAAAAAAAUUGCUUAUUAUCUAAUAUUUUCAUAUCACAUGAUGAAAAUAACAAUUUAAAAAAAAAAAAAAAAAAUGUAGGAAACAUAACAAAUGACAAUUUUAAAAGGGAAAAAUUUCAUCAAUCAUUUAAUGAAGAUCCUUCCUUCGAAAUUAAUAAUAUACACACAGCAAUAUUAAAUGCUGAAGAAAGGACUAUACAUUAUAGUAAAGAUUAUUUUGGUUAUGACAUUGAACCAUUUAAUAUGAAAAAUGAAUUGACACAAGGAUAUAUAGAUAAAGAUGGUAAUUAUAUUUAUAAUGAAUCCGAUAAUGAUGAAGUUGAAGAGGCAUGGUUAAAAUCUGUGGAUGAACAAGAUCCUCUUUCAACAUUUUCGAAUAAUACAUUACAAGCUCAAAAAUUUCAAGAAACACAAUCCAAAUUUCAUAUGACAUAUGAUAAAUUAAAUAAUAAUAUAUUAUCUAUUAAUAUAUUUGAUGCUUUAUAUUCAUUAUCAUGUUUAUUAAUAGAUGAAAAAGAGACACCUAUUAAAGCUAUGAUCAGAUAUAAAAAUGAUUUAAAAGUUUGUAAAAAUUAUCUUAACCAAUAUGAAAGCAAGAUAGAUAAAAUUAAUUCCCUUUCUAUAAAUUCAAAUGCUGAACAAAAGAUUCAAUCCACAGAAGAGCAUGAGCAAAAUGGGGAAACUCUACAAACAGAUUCUGUAGGUAAGAAAAAUUUAUUGCAGGUCCGUAUUAGGGCUAAAUCAUCAAUCCAGCAUGGAGAAGAAAACCUUAAUGUGGUAAAAAAAAAUGAUGAGGUAGAAAAAAAUGAUGAGGUAGAAAAAAAUGAUGAGGUAGAAAAAAAUGAUGAGGUAGAAAAAAAUGAUGAGGUAGAAAAAAAUGAUGAGGUAGAAAAAAAUGAUGAGGUAGAAAAAAAUGAUGAGGUAGAAAAAAAUGAUGAGGUAGAAAGAAAUGAUGAGGUAGAAAGAAAUGAUAUGGCAGAAAGAAAUGAUAUGUCAGAAAGAAAUGAUAUGGCAGAAAGAAAUGAUAUGGCAGAAAAAAAUAACGAUGAUGUAAAAGUCCCAGAAAAUAAUUUGAUAGAGGCCCCCAUGGACAAAGAACAUAUAAUGAUAAACAAUUCAGAAGAGGAAUCAAUAGGUAAUAAUAAAAAAUCAGAGGAGCAGAAGAAUUACAAUCUGUAUAAUGAUGAUGAUGAAAAAAAAAAUAUUGUACAUAAUGAGAGGUUAGAAGAAUUAGAGAACUUAAAACAAAUGUAUCAAAAGAUUACUCUUGAUUAUAAAACUAUAGAAAGACGGUUCAAUAACCUAAUAGAUUUAACACAAAAGUUAACAAAUGAAUAUAAAAAUGUGUACUUUUUAACAAAACGCGAAUUCGAAGCAUUAUGUAAGAAACUUGAAGAAUAUAAAGAAAACGUAGACAUACAUUGGCAACUGAAAUGGAUGAAUGGUGUUGAUAAUAAUGUAUAUGGUCCUUAUAAUUAUUAUGAUAUAUAUAAUUUUAUAACAACUGGAUUGGUAACCGUUCUAAAUCCUAUACUUCUAAGAAGAAUAAAUAAUAAAAAUGAAGUAUUAGAAAAUAUAUGGCAAAUGUAUGAUGCUGUUAAUUAUUUAAUAUUUGUUACUAAUGAUAAUAUUAAAAAGAAGAGAAAGCAUGAUGGUCUAAUUAGUAAAAACAAGGACCAAGAUUCUGAUAACAAUGAAGAAGAUAAUGAAAAUAAUAAAAACACUGAUGUUGAUGGUGAUGGUGAUGAUGAUGAUGAUGAUAACGAUGACGAGAAUGAUAACGAUGACGAGAAUGAUUAUGAUUUACUCAAUAAAAAAAAAAAAAAGAAAAAAGGAUUAAUACAAAUAUCAAAAAAAAAAAAAAAAAAAAAAAAAGAACAUUAUGAAGAAAAUAAUAUUUUUAAUGAUAAUAAUAAUAAUCAAGGCAAUUCUUCGAACAAUGAAGAACAUAGUGAUAAUGAGGACUAUUAUGAUAAUGGAUAUGAAUUUUAA